AGGGGUUAUCAAAAGUGUGACAAAUUUAGAUUCCAUUUCAAUUGAUAAUCAUAUAAAUAAGGAUAAAUCUCUAGAGUCUCAUUAACACCAUGGCUGUAAACGCUGCAAAAUUAUCCACUUUGCGUGGUAUACUACAUGAAUUGCGACAAGCAAGCUCUGAUAAGAAACUAACAAAUUCUCCUAUGGCAAGAUAUGUUUUGGAUCAAUACAAAAAAUUUAAAACAACUGAACAACAAUGGUGUACAGCUGAAGGUGAAAUGAAUUAUUUAGCAAAUACAUAUUUGUGCUAUUUGAAGAGCCAAAGAAAAUAUGAGGAAAUAAUAUCCUUUUACAAAGCUAAAGGAGAACGAACUGUGGAAGAAACAGCUCAAAUGGUCGGCUUUAAAUUACCACAUGACCCAAAGUGAAUGAAGAGUUCAAAAAUGCAGUAGUUUAUUAAUAAGAAGUAUACAUGUAUAACAAAAAAAUAUAUAAAUCGUAAGUGAAACUGUUA
Messenger RNA from Ctenocephalides felis (cat flea), 493 nucleotides. RefSeq names its product protein FMC1 homolog. Lineage: Eukaryota; Metazoa; Arthropoda; Insecta; Siphonaptera; Pulicidae. The coding region runs from base 90 to 407 and encodes 105 amino acids. The transcript has 2 exons. The record is from RefSeq and is a predicted model, not a curated record. Gene Ontology annotation, cellular component: mitochondrion.